Molecule: messenger RNA, 1380 nt
Organism: Sipha flava (yellow sugarcane aphid)
Lineage: Eukaryota; Metazoa; Arthropoda; Insecta; Hemiptera; Aphididae
Product: golgin subfamily A member 6-like protein 1
Exons: 9
Coding region: 1-1347 (448 amino acids)
Source: RefSeq, a predicted model, not a curated record
AUGAUCUACGGAGGAAAACCUUUAAUACCCGUCGCCCCAGAUAAAAAGUGCAACACUCAAAAAAUGGUAAUCCGCGGACCUGGUGCGUAUUCGUAUGGAUUAAUAGCUAAACAACCUGGAAGCGACUACAAAAUUCGAAUUCGUGACAAGGAGCGAAUACGUCUUCAAAAUCAUAAAAUGCAAAUUGAAAAUUUACUUCAAGGUAUACAUAAUCAUGAUCUUAGUAUAGAAAUGAUUAACGUAGCAGAUAAGAAGCAUUUAUAUAACCGAAUAAAAGGAAUGGUUGAUGAGGAAAUGAAAACUAACGAACAUUUAUUUGUAGAAGAACGUCCGAAUCAAAAAUUAGUAGAAGAAGAUGAGGAAAAACCGAAACUUCUUAGAAUGUCAAAGGAGGAAAUACAAGCGAUAUUGGACGAGUCAAAAAUAAAAAAAGAUGAAGAAGAACGUAAAACAGCGGAAGAAAAACGUUUACAACAUUUCAUAGAAAAUUCUAGUGAAUUGAGAAUUGCAGCUAUUACUAAGCGCCAAAAAGAAAUAUCUGAUAUGAAUUAUAAAAUAAUUCAGGAAAAAGAAAUGAUGGAAAAAGAACAAAAACUUAAGAAAUUGGAACAGUUAAAAAAUGCCGAACGCAAAGAUUUAAUAAAAUUAACGGAAAAAUUAAACAAAGAGAAAGAAUUUGAAAUAUUGGAACGUAUAAAACAUCAGAAACAAAAUGAAAAAGAAAUUGCACAAUUCUUAGAAGAAAGAGCUAAAUUAUUUUCAAAAUCUGACAAAUGUGGAUCAAUUUUAAAUGAUACGUUCGUAACCACAACCAGAGAGCAUAUAGCUAGGGAAAAAUUAAAAGCCUGCAAAGCAAAGAUGCAAUUGAGGCACGACAACGAGUGGCUCAUGAAGCGCGAUGCAAUGAUUAAAGAAGAACGCAGAAAGCAAAAUGAAGAAAUGUCGAACAUUUUGAUGAAACAAAUAAAAGAUAUUGAAGAUUUGAAAGUAUCCGUUGAACGCGAAAAAGACGAAUUGCGGCGGAAACGCGUAGAGGAAGACAACAGAAUAUUAAUGGAACAGUUAAAAUUUAACGAGGAGAUGGUUAAACAUCAAAACGAUAUGAAGCGCAAAGCAUUAGAAGAGUCAAUGAAGGAUCAUGAAAACUAUUUAAAAGAAGAAAAGGAACUGUGCCAAAGUAUUAAACAAAGAAAAUGGAAUUUCAAAACAGAAUUAAGCAAUCAAAUAAAUUCCAACAAAGAUAUACUUGAAAAACAAAAAAUGACUGAAUUGGAAAAUCAUCGAAAACAUAUGAAAGAAUUAGCUGAACAAGAAGAACUACUUCAAAAAUUAUUAAAACAAAUUUAAUCUCACAAAUAGCAUAUGCUAAUAGUAAUGGUG